Molecule: messenger RNA, 1250 nt
Organism: Durotheca rogersii
Lineage: Eukaryota; Fungi; Ascomycota; Sordariomycetes; Xylariales; Xylariaceae
Exons: 3
Coding region: 262-1101 (279 amino acids)
Biological process (GO): regulation of DNA-templated transcription
Molecular function (GO): DNA-binding transcription factor activity
Source: RefSeq, a predicted model, not a curated record
UUCGAUGGCUGAAAGGAGCUUCUGUAUAUAUAUUUCUGGCCCCCCCCUCCUUCCGCCUUCCACUGUCCCACCAACUCGGGGUUCGUCAGAGCUCAAAGUCUCCAAGUGUCUACGACUAUAGAUAGACCGUCACGUCACGUCUGCUCCCAACCUUCAACAACCACCUCCAGCUCCAGCACCCCCCCCCCCCAUCCACGUCUAGUCGACCAAACCUGUCUUGUCUAGCCAGCACAGCAACUCUCGUCAGGCGGAUCCAAGGCCAUGUACACCAUGUCUCAACCCCAGUACGCGUACGCACCUACCCCGGCCCCGAGGCCGUACUCGGGACACGGCACCAGCAGCGCUUUCUCCAGCUCGGCCAACCCUGAUGAGGAUUGGACCAAGAUCUCCGACCUGGCUGAGCGCCGGCGGAUCCAGAACCGCAUUGCCCAGCGUAACUACCGCAAGAAGCUGAAGAGACGUCUGGAGGACCUCGAGAGGCGCGCUGGCACCUCGGACGAGGUGUCCCCCGCCAGCGGAACCCAGAAGCUAUCGCAGUCGGGCAACCGGGGCACCAAGAAGGCGGCGUCGCCCAAGGGCCACAAGUCGUCCGCGGCGCCGCAGAAGACGGUCCAGCCGCCUCCCUACACGCCGCCGAUGAACCACGAGGAUGAGCUCAUGUUCGGCCACGCGUACGACGAGCGCGAUCGAUCCCGCACGCCGCCGUACAUGACCUACACCUACCCGCCUCCCGAAGAGAUGAUCCUGCCUCACUACAACUCGGUGGCGCCUUACCAUCACCCCAUCACCACGGCCGAGACCUACCCGAGCUACAUGACCCCGACGGUGCCUUGCACGCUGCCGUCGAUGACGCACUUCAACGACGCGAUCAAGAGGGAGACGUACCCGGCCGAGGAGCCCAUGUCGCCCUACAUGAACUACAACUUUGUACCCGCGGUCGAUGUGAACAGCACACACUCGUACGACCACUCGAACCCUCAUACUCCACCGUUGUCGCAUUCCUACGACCACUCGGCGAACUGCUCGGACUCUGGCUACGACUACCCGACGACGCCGUUGUCGAUGCCGCCAGAGUCCCCCGUGGGCCAUCACCACAACUAGUUUUCCUAACACGGCUAGGAGGCGCGCGGCGGGAAGAGUGAGACAAAAAAAACAAAAAGGCAUACACGGAUUGGGGGGAAAGGGGGGGAGGGACUGGCAAGGGAUGACGUAUGAAUAUCUGGGACGUUUUCCUUUUUCUGUUUAUCGGC